GCGGAAGUAGAGCUACUAUUCUGACCCAACACGACGCAUGCCAAGGAGAAAAGCAGAAGGAAAUUUUUCAAAUUGAGAAACAUCGCACUUGCGAUUGACUGAAGUAAGGUUUUUUAGCACUUUCCCCAGGGCCAACAGGGGCGAGAACCCGUCAACAGAUGGAUUGCCAAUUGACGAGUACUCUGGUUUCUUCUUUUCCAUGUCUUCUCCCUUGAAACCAUAUACUGUAUCUCUAAUACUAACAUACAUAUGCCCUCCUUCCCAGCUCACCCUCUCACCUCUUUCGCCUCAUCUAAUUUCCAGGCCACUUCUUCAAAGGCAUCACUUUCUCGGACUAGAUCCUGAGACCGAUCUCAAGGCCUAUCUCAUGUGGGCUACCGAGGAUGAUAAAGCUUUUGCAAGGCUUGAGGGCCUUGCGCCUCCUACAGCCGGCGAUGAAGACCCAGUUAUUGGGAUAAGAUACACCGCAGACAAGGAGAAUAUUUAUGCACACGCGGAGCUACGCUCCUGGCCCUCUCACGCGUCUGCAGAAAUUCGACUUGUAUUUCUGUGGGACCCCGUGGACUCUUCUUGGAAAUAUCACAAUAUUGCCUCGAUGCCUUUCCCAAUCAGUGCCACGUUGAAUGUGACCGACGCAGUCGAGCAACAAACCCCUAGCCUGGCGAUCCAGGUCAAGGGAGAUGAAGAUGAUGAUUACUGGAACUCAUACGGAAGCGACGUUACCAAGGAGCACAUUCCCAGAAACAAGUCCAACGGCGAUAUUUCAGGAUCAGAGGAUGCAUAUUGGGCGCAGUAUGCAAGUGUCCAAGGCACGGCCGACAGCACGGUUCCUACUCCCAGACGUGAAACUCAUGGUGAAGAAACAUUUGACGAUGCUCUGGCAAGGGCUCGUGGACUGCACAACAAAGGCCAUUCGGACAUGUACGAUCGCCUAGAGGAUCAUCAUGAGGACCAGGAAGUCAUCAAUAUAUCGUAUAACACAUUGAACAUUCCCCAUCCGUCCACUCAUCCAUCCCGAACAUCUGCUGUAAACGGGGUCUGUCCAACAGACUUGUCCGAUCGUCUCAAUUCGUUGCCUCCACGCACGUCACUUUCCCCUCAUGUAGAUUCAGCUAGUCCUAGUCCUGUCAACGCUAGCAGCACCGUCCUGCACGACGACGACUAUAUCAGACCGGCGGCAAACACAGGAACAUUAAAAGUUGCCGUCAACGGAAAUGAUCGUUCUCACUCUCUUACACCCCGACCUCCAACAACUGCUAAUGGCAAUGAUGUAGACGAGGUGACUAAGAGUGUCAUCCGCGGGGUGCACGAGAUGUGGAAAGCCACAACCAGUCAGCCCGCAAGCGUUGAUGAAUUCUUGCGUUUAGUAGGAGAAGCAAUUAGUAGUUGACUUGUGUGAAUCAUGACAUCUGCGACUACAUACGUUGUCACAACUGGGUUGGAUUGACUCGAAAGAAUGAAUAGAUAA
Messenger RNA from Lentinula edodes (shiitake mushroom), 1468 nucleotides. RefSeq lists its product as uncharacterized. Lineage: Eukaryota; Fungi; Basidiomycota; Agaricomycetes; Agaricales; Omphalotaceae. The coding region runs from base 200 to 1390 and encodes 396 amino acids. The record is from RefSeq and is a predicted model, not a curated record. The transcript has 5 exons.